AUGGCUGACAACUGCUGCGUUUCUCAAAAUGACAAUUUCAUUUGUGGUGUUGUUGAAGGAUUUUAUGGAAGGCCAUGGACUACAGAACAACGUAAAGACUUGUUUCAAAAGUUAAAAAAAUGGGGAGUAGGUUGUUAUGUUUAUGCGCCCAAAGAUGAUUACAAGCACAGGGCUUAUUGGAGAGAUUUGUAUACAGUUGAAGAAGCCGAACAGUUGGGUGGCCUAAUUAGUGCCGCUAGAGAUUGUGGUGUUACUCUUUAUUAUGCCUUGUCUCCAGGACUUGACAUGACUUAUAGUAGCCAAAAAGAAAUAGYAACUCUCAAACGAAAAUUAGAUCAAGUUGCUCAAUGUGGUUGCAAAGCUUUUGCUUUAUUGUUUGAUGACAUAGAACCAGAUAUGUCACCAGCUGAUAAGGAAGUAUUUCAAUCAUUUGCACAUGCUCAGGUGUCAAUUACUAAUGAAAUAUUUCAGCAUCUGGGUCAACCUAAAUUUUUAGUUUGCCCAACUCAAUAUUGCUCAGCACGUGCUGUACCGAAUGUUCAAAAUUCUGAUUAUUUAAAUACCUUGGGCUCUAAGUUGGCACCUCAAAUUGACAUUAUGUGGACCGGACAAAAAGUUAUAUCACGUUCAUUAACUACUGAAUCUAUUAGAGAAAUCACUGAAGUACUGAGGCGACCUCCUGUUAUAUGGGACAAUUUACAUGCUAAUGACUAUGAUCAAAAGCGUGUCUUCUUGGGACCAUAUCAGGGACGUUCACCUGACUUGAUUUCACAAUUAAGAGGAGUUUUGACUAAUCCAAACUGUGAAUAUGGUGCUAACUUUGUAGCUAUUCAUACAUUAGCUCAGUGGAGCAAAUGUACUUCUGAUCCUCCAUCAAUCACACAUGACAAUGAGAGUAUGAAAUUAGAGACUGAGAGUGAUGAAGAAGGUAUUAUCGAUCUUCCAGAAAAUAUUUACCAUUCAAGAAGAGCAUUACGUAUUGCUAUCAAAGAAUGGAUUCCAGAAUUUCGCAGACAGAAACAAGCUCAUGGUCCCAUUAUCAAACCACAACCUACCAUAUCGAUCAUGUCUCCUGUGGCUAUUCCUCUUGCAUCAUUUAACACAUGUAUGGCAACCUCAACUACUACCAUCACAACUUCUACAUCUACUGCUCCAUUGUCUUUGUCUACAACUAAUAAUGUUGAGUCAAUUUCAUCGACCACUGUGAAUGGCAGCCCUACAAAUGUUUUACAAACUGCUGUAGCUGUUACUAUGAAUCCACCCUUAGUGAUAAUGAAUUCUUUGGUAUCUGAAAGCAAAGUCAUAAGCGAGCCUAUGGAUUGUAACAUGUCACCAGCACCAUCACCACAGAGUUCAGAUACAGCCAUGAACACUGAUAAUGGAUCAAGUGUUUCAAUGCAAGUGGAAACGCCUAGCCCUAGUGCGGAUAUGGUUGUUGAUGUGAUUCAAGAUCAAAAACAUUCAUAUGAAAGAGAUCUAACAGAAGAAGAUUUAUUGCUAAUGUGCGAUUUAUUUUAUUUACCAUUUGAACACGGUCCUCAAAGUGUUCAAUAUUUAACAGAAUUUAAUUGGCUUAAGAGCAAUGCUUAUUUGGUUUCAAAUGAAAAUCUUAGAAAAUCAAAGAAAAAAGAUUCAACUGACUCUAAACCAGAAAUCGAAGAAUGGUAUGCGAGAGCAAAAAGAAUGGAUGAAUUAACUGAACAAGUGAAUGAACUAUUCCAAAGACUGACAUUUAGUGCCAAUAGAGAACUUGUUCAUGACCUUUAUCCUUAUGUUUGGGAUGUUAGAUGUGUUAUAUCAUUACUAAACUUCUAUGUAAAAUGGCUUUCUGAAGGCCAUUUCCCACAAUCUAUUACAAAUUAUACUCUUGGAUCUUAUACAUGGUUUUCAAAAGGAUGGAAAGAAAGCUUUAUGAGUGGCGAUCAAGAACCCUGGGUUUUUAGAGGUGGUUUAGUUGCCGAUUUACAACGACUAAUGCCAGUUGAUGCUGGUUCUGAUUUAUUUAUAUAUAAACCUCCCGAUAUACCCACAAAUAAAAUGUACAAUGUACGACCAUAUACUUUUGAAGAUGAGUCUGCUGUAUACAAUAUUUGCCGGUGUACUUGUUAUACAAGUGUUGAUGACCAUAGUAUAAACAAAUCUGAUUUGCCUGACUUGAUACCUGACAGACUGGUUGGUUCGUAUUUGACACUUAGUCCAGAACUUUGUUUUGUCGUAGAAGACAAUGGCACCGUCAUAGGUUAUGCAUUAGCGGCUUUAAAUGCAAAAGAAUUUUAUCAAAAGUUACAAGUAUCGUGGUUUCCUGAAAUGUGUUCUAAAUAUCCAUUGUCGAAUAAUUCCAGUGAAGAAAUACAGUCAGCUUCGCAAGAAAUCAUAAAUUGGUUUCAUUCAUUUGAUAUAAAUCAAGAAUUACCAGAUUCCAAUGCUCUGUCUCAACAUCAAUCAGUAAUGACCUAUGCAACAUUACCUGUAAAUAAUGAUGCUUCAGUAUCCAAACGAUUAAUUAUUUGUCUUCUUGCUGCAUUAAGAGCUAACGGGUCAUUCGGUGUCCAUGUACCUUUGAGAACAAAAGAUCAACAUACAUUGGAAUUUUACACUAAAAUGGGAUUUAUGGAGAUUUCACAGGGGUCUAAUCUAAAUCCUGGUUAUACAUACGUAGGACGUGUUUUUUGAAAUAUUCUACUGUUUUACAUUGUCUGCCAAUAAAUGUUAAAUAUAUGAAUAAAAAUGCAAACAUGGUAAUUACUGCCAAUCAUUAUAGAAAUAAUUUUAAUUUAUUUGUAUUAAAUACAUUAUUAUACUUGUUAUUAGUAAUGUCAGUACUUAUUUCAGCUUGUACACAAAAUAGUCCAGWUUAAGUUACCUAAGUUCUUUAAAGGAAAUUUAAAUUUUGCGAGCUAUAAUAUAUUUAAUUU
Diuraphis noxia (Russian wheat aphid) is the source of this 2915-nucleotide messenger RNA. It is a transcript of the gene Oga, whose product is annotated as O-GlcNAcase. The record is from RefSeq and is a predicted model, not a curated record. Gene Ontology annotation, biological process: glycoprotein metabolic process. Lineage: Eukaryota; Metazoa; Arthropoda; Insecta; Hemiptera; Aphididae. Gene Ontology annotation, molecular function: beta-N-acetylglucosaminidase activity.